Molecule: messenger RNA, 2718 nt
Organism: Plasmodium malariae
Lineage: Eukaryota; Apicomplexa; Aconoidasida; Haemosporida; Plasmodiidae
Product: conserved Plasmodium protein, unknown function
Exons: 1
Coding region: 1-2718 (905 amino acids)
Source: RefSeq, a predicted model, not a curated record
AUGAAUGAGGACGUGGAUUUACUUGACUACCUAAUGCACAAAAAGGAAGUGAAAAAUAUAAUUGAAAAUGAGGCGGACGAUAUAAGCAAUUUUAUGACUUGUAAAAAAAUGGAAUUAACUAAAAAAAAAAAUGAAAACAUCAAAAGUAUGAAAAAGUUAAUUUUGAAAUAUCCUGAUACAUUUAUAAAAACUUCAAUUAUAUCUAGAGAAAUAAAAAAAAACAUACAAGACAACGAAAUGUUAUUUGAUGACAUAAACAUUAAUUUUGAAAAAAUUUCAGAAUUAUUUGAAAGUGAUGAUUAUAAAAAAAAUAUAAAUAAUUUAAAAUAUGAUUUCAAUUCACAUAUGCCAAAUGAUAAUUACUUAAGAGAAAUUUUUAAAAUUCCCUUACUACUUUACAAAGGAAACGAAAAGGAAAAUUUGCAGGAGUGUAUGAAAUAUAUAAAAAUAUGUUGCACUAUAAAAUUAUACCUGUGUGAAUAUUAUAAUUAUAAUUCGAGCAACGAAUGUUUAAUAAGAUACCUAAAAUGUUAUCAAAAAAAUGUAAAUAAAGAAAUAAAAAAAACAAGAGAACAUAUAUGUGAGUUAAUUAUGAAAUGUGAAAAUGUAGACACUUUAAAAAUUUACUUGCAGCACUUGUCUGAUAUAUAUAAUUACUUUAAUUUACCACUUAGCAAUAUGGAAGCGGAUAAAGAGUGCUUUGCCAGUUCGAAUGAAAAUAAAAAUGGCAAAAAAUGUAUGAACAGGUCAGGCGCUUGUAAUACGAAUGAUAACAAUUUACCGAGUAGUAAUCAUAAUAAUAUGACCAAUUCAGGCAAUUUUACAGAUUGCAGUAUAAAACGCAAAACGAAUAUCGAAUAUAUUAAAAAUGAAUUUUUAAUUUUGAAGCAUUUUAGUAUCAUAGCGUUCGUAAGAGAAGAGUUGGAAAAAAAAAAAAAAAAUAAUAAAAUAAACAGUUACUUAACUAUUUAUGAAAUAAUAACUGCGUUUUUCAAUCAAAUUACACAUUUAAAAAGUAUCUACGAGCAUAUAUUUAAUAUUGCAGUAGACACGAAUUUAUAUAAACACAUAAUAUUUAUGUACUAUUUUGCUCUUUCGUUAAUACAUAUUAAAGUUAAACAAAAUAAUACUUUAUUAUUUGUAAGUGAAUGUAAUAACGAUGGGAAUAAAAGCGAUGUUAGUUUACUAAAUAAACUGAACAAGGAAAUUCUUACAAAAAUAAAGAACGACUACUGUAAUGAUCCCCAUAAUGAUGACAAUAGAAAUGUAGAGAAACUUUUAACAGAAAAAGAAAAAAAUAAUAAUAAUAUUUCCUACAAUGAGAGGAUGGAAAUACAGAAGGACGGACAUAAUAAAAGAACAUGUGACAGUUAUUUGGAAACUCCUCAGUCAGUAUCCUCUAUGACAGCUAGCAAUCUUUUUAUGAAUUGUUCAGAAAAAAAAUUAGAAAAUGAAACUGCUAUAGAUAAAUACAAAGAAUAUAAAAGUAACAAGAACGAUUUGGAGAAAAUUUUUUUUAAGGACAGCUUACCUUCAAAAUAUCAUUUUGUAAAUUUAAAUAGCUCCAUAUUCAGUUACAUGUAUUACUUUGUUUUUUUCAAAGAUGACAAGGCAAUUUUAGCCUUCCAUAAUUCUGAUGAUGAAAACAAAAAGGAAAAAAAAAAUAGAGGAAGGAAGGGGGAAAACUUUCCGAAUGAAGAAAAAAUUAAUUUAAAAGAGUCAAUAAGUUCAGUAUAUCGCAAAAACAUACUGUUGAAAAAUCAUUUUAACUUCGUUGAUAAUUUAUAUGAAGAAGAAGAUAAAAAAUGCGAACAAAAAAAAAGAAAAAUGAGUAAACAGAAAGGUGAGCAAUUGGGUGAUCAAAUAGGCGAGCAAAUAGAUGAGCAAAAAAACCAUCAAAAAAGUAAGCAAAAAUUUAUAUGCUUUAACAAUUACAAAUCGAUACAAGCUUUAGUCCAAAGUCAGAAAAUUAAAGAGUCUGCAUGUGAAUUGUAUAAAUACAGAAAAGAUAAACCACCCCUCAUUUUAGUAGCAGAAAGACAUGAGAACAACAACACUAGAAUGGACGCCUCUACCAUAUUUGAUAACAUUUUAAAUAAGAUAUUUAUAAUAUAUAUUUACGAUUUUCUUCAAAGGAGUAACUAUUAUUUUUAUCAAAAUAUUUUAUUUUUUGAUGAAAAUGAAAAAAAUGAAAUAAGUAGUCAGGGUGUACACAAUACUACAUGUGUAAUAGCAGAAGAGAUUAAGCGUCAAAGAGAAUAUUUCCUUAAAAAUAGGAAUGAUUUUUUUUUUCAAUCCAAAAGAGAAGACAAAGACGAAAUGAAAAAAAAAACAAAUUCUUCAGACGAAUUUAACCAGAAAUAUUAUCAUGAAAAAAUAAAUGAGAAAUUGAAAUAUGCCUUUUUAAUUUCUUAUUUUUUUAAUAUUACAUUUAUUUUAAAAAAUAUUAAAUAUUAUGUAGAUAAAUCCUUGUUCUUUGUAAUAAUUUCUUUCUUUGAAAAUUCAUUUAAAAGUGUCAUUGAACAUUUAAUUAUAAUCUUUAUCAAAAAUCAUAAUAUUUUUUUUAAAUACCAGACUUUUCUUUUUAUAAUGCAAGUACUUUUUAAAACUAUUUUUCCUUUUACCUUUUUUUUUCUUUCUUGCAUUUUUCACAUUGAUGUGACCAGUUCAACGGUAUGUUUAGAAAGAGGAGAGGGGGGAAAACUAAAAUUCGACUAA